AUUUUUUUAUUUAUUUUUUAAAAAAGCCUUUCGUUCUCUGAUUCUCAUUUAGCUGCAACUGAGGUAAAUUCAUGGCUUCCCUUACGGCCAGUCUGCUUCCGCCAUUGCUUUUACAGAAUAGAAAGACCCUUUACAGGAGUUCUCAGAAACCCCUAAUUUCUUAUGCCGGAGGGAGGCAAAACUAUGCUGUUGUUGUGAAGGCUUCCGGUUAUAGCUCAGAGUCUUCAACUGCGCUUAGUAUCGUCAAGUCUGUGCAAAAUGUUUGGGAUAAAUCUGAUGAAGAUAAGGUAGGUCUCAUUGGUCUGGGAUUUGCAGCUAUUGUGGCCCUGUGGACAUCAACAAAUGUGAUUUCGGCUGUUGACAAGUUGCCAAUUAUCCCAGUUGUGCUUGAAAUUAUUGGAAUUCUGUUUUCUGCAUGGUUUGUUUACCGGUAUCUCUUGUUCAAACCAGAUCGGGAGGAAUUGUACCAAAUCAUCAACAAGACAAUUUCACAAGUAUUUGGACUGUGAAUUCUGGUGCUAACGAUGUAAUUAAGGAUUGACCCUGCAAUUCGAAUGUGGUUUAUUGCAGUGGUGUUCAAAUAUGGCAGCUUUUUUUUGUAUUACUGUGAACUAUGAUGCCUAUUAACUUCAAAUCACAACCCAAUUAUAAAUUACCUGAAAGUUGAGCCUU
Messenger RNA from Hibiscus syriacus, 672 nucleotides. RefSeq names its product protein CURVATURE THYLAKOID 1C, chloroplastic-like. NCBI's taxonomy places the organism in Eukaryota, Viridiplantae, Streptophyta, Magnoliopsida, Malvales, Malvaceae. Gene Ontology annotation, cellular component: chloroplast thylakoid membrane; thylakoid. The transcript is spliced from 7 exons. Bases 72 to 509 code for a protein of 145 amino acids. The record is from RefSeq and is a predicted model, not a curated record.